This is a messenger RNA of Microplitis mediator, 1675 nucleotides long. RefSeq names its product cytochrome b-c1 complex subunit 2, mitochondrial (gene UQCR-C2). Gene Ontology annotation, cellular component: mitochondrion. Bases 109 to 1449 code for a protein of 446 amino acids. The record is from RefSeq and is a predicted model, not a curated record. Gene Ontology annotation, molecular function: metal ion binding. The transcript has 7 exons. Lineage: Eukaryota; Metazoa; Arthropoda; Insecta; Hymenoptera; Braconidae.
UUUUGUGUAUUUUCAAUGGCCGAUACAAUCCACCCGAUCUACCUUUCACUGCAUGUACUGCAUUAAACGAAAAUAAAGGGAUCUUCUUGCUUUUUUAACAUUUUAAAAAUGGCUUGUUCUGCAGUACGUUCUCCUAUUUUACGCAAUUCAUCAGUAAGAAAUUAUACAGCUGCAGCAGCAAAAGCUGCAAAUAUUUCACCAGCAGCUACUACUAUUGCUGAUUCCCAAGUUUUAAGUAAUAAAAUUACUGUUGCUGCACUUGACAACAAUAGUCCAGUGACUCAAGUGUCAAUUGUCUUUAAAGCUGGACCACGGAAUGAAACUUAUGAUACUCAAGGUAUCUCACAUGUUUUACGAUUAGCAGCAGGGCUUACAACAUCUCGUGCAACAACAUUCGGUAUUACCCGAAAUAUUCAACAACUUGGUGGAAAUUUAUUUGCUACAAGUGAUCGUGAAUCAAUUGCUUAUACUCUUCAAGUAACUCGUAAUCAUUUAAAUGAGUCUCUCAAUUUCUUAGAGGACGUAGCAACACGCCAGGUAUUUAAACCAUGGGAAAUAAAUGAUUUAUCACCGCGAUUACGUUAUGAACUUUCAACAAUUCCUGAAGCAACACGAUUACUUGAACUUUUACACAAAGCAGCUUAUCGUACUGGCUUGGGUUACUCUUUGUAUUCUCCAAAACGUCAUAUUGAUAAAAUACCAUCCGAAAGUUUGCAGCACUUUGUCAAUACCUGGUUUACAGGACCAAGAUGUGCUGUAGUAGGUACUGGUAUAUCAUUGUCAGACUUAUCUAGCUUUGCAAAUACUUUAAAUGUUGGAUCAGGCGAUGGAAAUCCAUCAUCAGCUAAAUAUUAUGGUGGAGAAAUACGUAAAGAACGUAAUUCUCCUAUUGCCAGUGUUGCACUAGCUGUCGAGGGUUCAGGUUUUAAUAAUGACAAAGAUGCGUUAGCAUUUGCUAUAUUACAACAAGCUGCUGGUACUGGCCCUCAUAUUAAGUGGGGAACAACAACAGCUCCAUUGCAGCGAAGUGUUAUUUCAGCAGCUGGCAAUGAUCCGUUUGCUAUUUCUGCUUUUAAUGCCAGUUAUUCUGAUUCAGGACUUUUUGGAAUUAUUAUCCAGGCGCCUGCUAAUGUUGCUGGACCGAUUACCAAAGCAGCUUACAAAUGGAUGAGCUCUCCGAAUAUCACUGACGCUGACAUUGCUCGAGGAAAAACCGAAUUGAAAGCAUCAAUUUUAUAUGCCAGUGAUAAUAAUACAAGUCAAUUGGAAAAUCUUGCUCAGCAAACAUUAUUUAAAGGACGUCCAGUGUCUAGUACUUCUCUUGCUGCUGAAGUUGAUAAAGUUUCAUCAACAGAUGUUAAAAAGGCGGCUGGAAAACUCAGUGGCAAAAUUUCUAUGGCAGCCAUUGGCAACCUUUCAACAGUUCCGCACAUAGAUCAAUUAAAUUAAACAUAGUAGAAGUGAAAAAAAAAAAAAAAAAAAAAAAAACGAUAAUAAUAAUAAUAAUAAUAAAUCACCAUUAAUAGUACCGUAACUAUUGUUAUUUAUAUGAUAAUAAAAUGUAACAAUGAAAAUAAUACACAUAUUAAAUGUCAUCUGUUGAUAAGGAUGAUCAAAAAUCCAAUUACAAUUAAUGUAAUUGUGUACAUAAUAAUAAAAUAUUAAUCGUUAAUUA